This is a messenger RNA of Silurus meridionalis, 2030 nucleotides long. Its product is annotated as sialidase-3-like. Gene Ontology annotation, cellular component: membrane; cytoplasm; lysosome. Lineage: Eukaryota; Metazoa; Chordata; Actinopteri; Siluriformes; Siluridae. Bases 166 to 1344 code for a protein of 392 amino acids. The transcript is spliced from 3 exons. Gene Ontology annotation, biological process: oligosaccharide catabolic process; ganglioside catabolic process. Gene Ontology annotation, molecular function: exo-alpha-sialidase activity. The record is from RefSeq and is a predicted model, not a curated record.
UGCGAGGAUUUCCGCAGUCAGUCCAAAGAUCCUGUCCGCUAUUCCUCAUUAGACCGAAAGAACGCAUCCAAACGUUGCAUUGCAGAUUGUUAUUACAGCUCAGUCCGGAGCACCAGGAAAAUGCAGGCGCUCUGAAAUCGGAAACGAAAUUCACAACCAGAAGAAAUGGAAAACCGGACACGUGGUUAUUCCCAAAUACUCCAAGCAAAACCACGAAAAACAACAUUGUUUAGAAAAGAGAUAAAUGGCAUAACAUAUAGAAUCCCAGCUCUAAUCUACAUGAGCGAGACCCAAACCUUUCUUGCUUUUGCUGAGAAAAGAGCAUCACCAUGCGAUCAUGAUGCCAUCCUCCUGGUCAUGAGAAGAGGAACACAGCAGGAUGGGUCCAUUCGGUGGUCACCUGUUCAGGAGCUUAGCACAGCUUGUUUGCCAGGACAUCGCACCAUGAACCCAUGUCCGGUGUAUGAGAAAGAAACUAAGACUCUCUUUCUGUUUUUUAUCUGUGUGCUGGGCAAGACCAGUGAGCAUCACCAGAUUCACACCGGUAAGAACAAAGCUCGACUGUGUUACAUCACCAGUAGUGACAACGGACAAAGCUGGACCAGCACAAUAGACUUGACCGAAAGUGUGAUUGGACAUGAGAUUAGAAAUUGGGCUACAUUUGCUGUUGGGCCUGGCCACGGCAUUCAGAUGAAGAGUGGCCGACUCAUCAUUCCUGCUUAUGUCUAUUAUAUUCAUUGUCGAUGUUUUCCCUUUCAUUUUCCACUAUGGGUUACAUCCCAUGCUUUCGCAUUCUAUAGUGAUGAUUGUGGGGUCACAUGGCAGUUUGGAGAAAGAGUAAGUAGUGAGUCUUGUGAGUGUGAGAUGGCAGAGAUCGUAGACCAGGAGUCCAGGAGUGAGUUAUACUGCAACGCACGGAGCAGUAAAGGUCACAGAGUCGAGGCUUUGAGUAAGAGCAGUGGAGCAGCGUUUGAUAGACCUCAUGUUGCACGGAAACUAGUAGAGCCCUCUCAUGGCUGCCAGGGGAGUGUGGUGAGCUUCUCUGCACCUGAGGACCAAGAGAAUUGUUUAGCACAAUACACAAAGACUUGGCUCCUUUAUUCCCAUCCAACUGACAGAAGGAGUAGAAAGGCUCUUGGUGUGUAUUUGAAUAAAUCUCCUCUUAGUAUAUCUGGUUGGAGCAAACCAUGGAUCAUCCAUCAAGGCCCUAGUGGAUAUUCAGAUCUGACCUCAUGCCAGAAGCCUGGUCAGUUUUCUUGCCUCAUGGAGUGUGGGAAGAAGAGUGAGCUUGAAGAAAUAGCCUUUGUGGAGUUUUCUCUCUGUGAUAUCAUGCAAAAUCAGUAGAUGUUUUUGCAUGGUUAAUAAUAAUCUUGUUUAAAGAAAAGCAUAAAUACACCUACAUGAGAUUUAAUUCUUAUCACAGUUUUUAGAAUUACAAUUCUAAUAUUGUGGCGCUUUUAACAAAAGACAUGGUCAUGAAACAGCUUUGCGAAAUCCAUGUGUAGAUCUAGAUCCUUAAUGUGCAUUUCAGAGAGCUUGUUGAGGAGAUGGAAAAUACAGCAAGCAUCCACAACUAAUUUUAGCUAUAGUUACACUCUGGCCAUAUCCACAUAAUCUUAAAAACACUGGAACGAUGUGUUUUUACUGUAACCAAAAAAACAAAUGUGAAAUUAAUUUAUCUUUUUUGAAGGUAUGGGAGGUAUGCUGGAAUGUGUCAGUUAGACAGAGGCCUCGGACAACUGACCUAAAACGCAUUAAGGUCCGGUGUCUUUUUUCUUGUCUCAGUAUCUAAAAUUCUACGAAGAGGCUGCGAUACUUCUAAUGUUAUUUGUGCAGUUGGUAAAUGCUACAGUUUGAUUGGCUCUGUAUUUUCUCAUGAUGGUUGUCGGGCCACUGUUUGAACCCAGUGGCACAAUUAGCGUUAACUUUUACUCAGCAGUGUCAAUGAUGCAUCAAAUACACAUUUCAAUUUAUUUUCUUUUACAAUAAAAAAAAUACAGAAAUAUAUAUUUUACAAUAAAAAAUACAGA